Molecule: messenger RNA, 3422 nt
Organism: Clarias gariepinus (North African catfish)
Lineage: Eukaryota; Metazoa; Chordata; Actinopteri; Siluriformes; Clariidae
Exons: 7
Coding region: 250-2352 (700 amino acids)
Source: RefSeq, a predicted model, not a curated record
UUUUUUUUGCAGCAUGCAUGUACAGCUGUUCCUGGCACAGAAAGAGGAUGUACCUUUUCUGGGGUACUCAGUUGCGCGCGCUUGAAACCACAGCUCAAAUCAGGUUUGACUCAACACACAAAGAAAAACAGGAAGUGACUGUGAGACAAAGAAGAAAGCACUUUAUUAUCGCAAAUUUGUGCUCGAGGUUGUGAGAACUACAGGAAAUUUGACAAAUGAGACUACAAGCUACAGUUUUCAACAACGAAGAUGGAACCAAACAUUGCGGAUUUGCUUAAGGAUGCGUUUUCAGAAAUUGACAUAGAUUUUGGGGAUACCCAAUCAGACGAGGGCCCUAACACGUCCCAAACACAGCCAGCUGCUGAAAAGGACAUGGAUAUAUUAAGUAGUGAUAGUAAACUCUUGACAACAUCAGAGCAAGGCUCACUCGACACCUUCACUAAUGUUUAUGAGCAGGAAGAAAGUGAAGAGAGCUCUGAUAGCAGUGAGAGUGAGUUAACUGAUGUAUUCACUAUCAACACAGAGUCUACAUUUUGCCUCUCUUAUAAAACAAAUAAUGAUGAAGUUGUAAACACGAUGAUGAGUGAAGCACCACUAAACUGUACAGCUGCAGAGGAAGGAAACAUGCAAAGUGACUUAGCAGGAGGCGUUUCUCCACACGGACUAGUUACUGAAUUCAGUACAACAGGAGAUGAAACGCAGCUGGUAAAGGAAGAACAUAUAGAAAUAUGUGACGAAGAAUAUCAGCUAAAGACAUUACCUCCAACGUCCAACAAUAGUCAAACUUCAGAAGAGACAUCAUCUGAAACAGAUGAAGAAUUGCCAGAGAACUCCAACACGACAGAAAAAACUUCUCAUUGUCAAUCUGUUGAUAUAAAGGAUGAACCUUUUCUUGCAAUGAAUCCAAAUACUGCUGACAGAUAUUAUAUCAGAGACGACAUGAAAGAGUUUACAGAGGAAGACCAAGAACAGAUAGAGGAAAGCCUUGCAGAUUACCCCUCGGAUUUAUCACACAGUGAAACCGAAGAACCUGCCGAAAACGCUAAGGCCCAGGCUUUCACUCUCAUAGACCUCAGCUCUAAUGAUGAGUGCUCCACAGACAGAAUGGAGGAUUUUUUCAAUGCAGAACAUGAGAACUUUCAAAACAAAGACAGUCCUGCCCUAGAUCUUAAUUCUGGGAUUAAGGACCUGGAGGUCGAAAUGACCUCAGCAUCAGAAAACUUAGAUGAAGAUGUUCAAGAAUGUUUAUCAAAUGAUAGAAACACAGAAGAUGACGGCAAGUGUAGUGAGGAUGAGCAAGAGCUAAGUGACGUUAAUGAUCAAGCAGCCUACAGUAGCAGUGAUGAUCAUAGCACGAGCGAAGAUGAGCAGAAUUUCAUCUCAUCAGUGAAGCAGGAAGAGGAAACCAAUCAUGUUACACAUCAUGACUACUCAACAGAGGACAUAGAGAGGAUGGACAAUGAUAUUGAUUACAUAAUACAAGAUACAAUGGACAUGGAUUCUAACAAUCUUGAAAUACAGAAUUUGCAAGACUUAUCCAGUGAUAUUGAGGAAAGAGGCUUCACAAACACAAACUCUAUUUUACAUUAUGAGAAAUUCAAUACAGAACCUACAGAAUCACACAGCCGCAUGGACUCGGGACAAUCAGACUCAGCCAUGAAUGACAGUGACAAAUUAUUUUCAGAGGCUUUAUAUGAUGUAGGAGAUACCAGAAACAUAAUACCUGAGGCUUUGUGGUCUUCGGCAUUGCUGAUGGAUGAAGACAACCUGUGCUUAGAUGAGUAUGACUGGGAUUUGACUGGUGAAGAGUCAUUUAAAAUAAGUCCAGGCAACGGAGAAAAUCAACAGUACACAGAAGAAGAAGCCCUGGAGGAUUUAGGCAUCGAUGAUGACGAUGAUGAUGAAGAAAGGAAUGACCGGGACUGGGAGCUCGAGAAAACUAGAAUUGAGGCAUUUUACAGAUUCUAUGGUGACCAGACUGAACCAGAGGAUAAAGCAGGCAGGAACCAUAAGGUUACAUUUCAUUUGGAACAUGAAUCUUCUGAAUGUGAUGAUGAAGAUUCUGACAGCACUGAGGAGGAAUCAGACUCAGAUCUCAACACACCAGAUGUCACCACAUUAAAACCAGAGUACCACAGUGAAUCAGAUGACCCACUGGAAAGGCCUUACUAUCCCGAGAGGUCAAGGAUGCAACAGAAGGAAGAGGAGCCUGUGACUGCAGAAGUGAAGCAACAUCCUCAUAGGAACAAGUGUCUUGCUGUGCUAAAGACCACUUUGGCUUUCAGCCUGCUGACAGCAAUAGGAGUGGUUUCGUUUUGCUGGGCAACAGACAAUCUGGAUUGGAUUCACUGAAUUUAAACUUCAUUGUAACUGGUUUAGAAAACACAGUAAGGAAUCCAUAUUAUUAUCUGAUAAAGGAUCAUUUUAGCUUUUUGGUAUGCAUGUAAAUGUAGAAGCAGGCACUCUCUGAAUAGUAUUAAUGGUUUAAUGUUUGUAAAAUAGGCAACAGGCAAAGUCCGUGUAAAUUUGGCCAACUUUAUUUCUUGUAACAUUGCAGCCUUCAAACAUGCUCUAGAAAAAAAAACCUUUAAAAAUAGUUUUUUUCCGUUUCAUGUAACAGUUCUUGUGUGUUUUAGUUUGCCAUUAGUAGGGCAUCAAGGGACAUAUUCUAGUUGAAUGCAAAAAAAAAAAGAAGUGUAUUUUAUGUUGUUUUUUUCUUCUGGCACAGAAUCCUGUAUUAACGUUAUCAAUUCACAUGCCAUGCACUUAGUGUAAUCGCUUAUACUGGGACUGAAAUAUUUUGAAAGGUCUUCAGUAAAGCAUAACGAGUCAUCAGUCAUGCCAUUACUAAGGAAUCACAAUUUAUUCCUUGUGGGGUAAAACUAUAUUACUCUUUAUAAUGCUCUACUGCAUUUUCACAUGAGUUCUUCUUAUUGUAGGUCUGAAAGCUUUGUCUUUUUGAAAAAUUUAUAUGUAUAAUUAGUCUUAAAAAACUUGCUUUUGCUUACAGAAUGUGGAAUGUUGGCAUACAGUAUAAUCACAAGCUACCAAUCAAAUGUCUAAACCAGCUAUCCACUAUUUCUUACAGGGUUUUUUUUUUGUAAUAAUGAAUAUAACAAGCGUAGUUGUAGGAUAAUAAGAUUUUGAUAAGAUAUUAAACAAAUGAGCUAUUUCAAAGGCAUGGUGAUGCUUACAGAUGGUCAAGGCAAUGAUUAUGAUGAACAUUUAAUUGAAUGUAAAAUGUAAACAUUUUUACCUGUAAAAACUCCUGUAAAUGUAUUAAUAAAAAAUAAAUACAUGCUAAGUUUAUAAAUGUAUUGAAGAUGAAAGUAAAAAUGUGUUUAGAAGUGCUCUCUUUGUGUCUUUGGUUGGGGUACUCAUUUAAACAAAGGUUUCCAUUAAAUAUGUCACAUAAAUUCAUA